CAAGUGAUGAUUUUUGCUCUAGAUGAUAGUGAUCAUAGUUAUUAUGCCCUUGAAUGGACUCUUGAUCAUUUUUUCCCAUCUCCAUCAAUUUCCAAUUUUAAACUUAUAAUUAUUCAUGCAAAACCUACUCCAAAUUCUGUUGUUGCAAUUGCUGGACCAGGUACAAGUGACAUGUUUACAUUGGUAGAAACAGACAUUACAAAGGCUGCCCAAAAAACUAUUGACAAAUCUAAAGAAUUAUGCAAGACUAAAGGGGUGUCAAAUGUAGCAUGUGAAAUUCUUGAAGGUGAUGCUAGGAAUGUUAUUUGUGAAGCUGUUGAGAAAUAUCAUGCCUCUAUUUUGGCCAUGGGAAGCCAUGGAUAUGGAGCUUUCAAAAGGGCUGUUUUGGGUAGUGUAAGUGACUAUUGCUCUCACCAUGCUCAUUGCUCUGUGAUGAUUGUGAAGAAGCCAAAGCCAAAAGUUUAAGACAACUUUUUUUU
Messenger RNA from Solanum tuberosum (potato), 479 nucleotides. Its product is annotated as universal stress protein A-like protein. Bases 7 to 465 code for a protein of 152 amino acids. The record is from RefSeq and is a predicted model, not a curated record. Lineage: Eukaryota; Viridiplantae; Streptophyta; Magnoliopsida; Solanales; Solanaceae. The transcript has 3 exons.